Messenger RNA from Epinephelus lanceolatus (giant grouper), 3989 nucleotides. Its product is annotated as dnaJ homolog subfamily C member 16. Lineage: Eukaryota; Metazoa; Chordata; Actinopteri; Perciformes; Serranidae. The record is from RefSeq and is a predicted model, not a curated record.
UUCAUUGCGGGCAUGACGCUGACACUUAGCGUUAGCUAGAAAAAUAAUGGCCUUACCAAGGUAAAUUGCUAGUAUGUCGUCUGUAUUAAACUUAACAUUUAAGAAGUCAAUAGAGCGGACUAUGUAAACUCUUAGCUCGACAUAUUUGUCCGCUACAGUGUAGCUUUGUAACAUUACUUCACCGGGCAUUUCGGUAGCUAACUGACGCUAACGCAGGGCGAGGACAGUGGUAACAGUUGAGCCAUGACGCUGGGGAGAACCAGCCGCUAUCCUCCUCGGACAUGUCCACUUUUACUCGCCAUCUUUCUGCUGAUUUUGAGUGAGCAGUUGACGAGAGUGGCAUCUGAAUAUGACCCCUACAAAAUCCUGGGUGUAGGCAGGAGUGCGAGUCAAGCAGAAAUCAAAAGGGCAUACAAGACUCUGGCUAAAGAAUGGCACCCUGACAAGAACAAGGACCCUAAAGCUGAGGACAUGUUCAUCAAGGUUUCCAAGUCAUACGAGAUUCUGUCUAAUGAGGAGCGAAGGUCCAACUUUGACCGCUAUGGGCAGAUGGAUGAGAACCAGCCCUUUGGCCAGUCACAGCAUCAUGGUUUCCGCAGCUUCCACAACAGCUUUUACUUUGAUGAAUCUUUUUUCCAUUUCCCCAGGUCCAGGGACUUUGCCGACAGUAAGUACCUGCUUCAUCACGCGCAGUUUAACAGUGAUGUCCUCCCAGACAGCCACAAGAGGCCGUACCUAAUCAAAGUGACCUCUGAGUGGUGCUUUGCAUGCAUCCACAUCGAGCCUGUGUGGAAGGAGACGGUGCAGGAGCUGGAACCACUGGGUGUUGGCAUUGGCAUUGUGGACCUGGGUUAUGAGCGGCGCCUGGCCAGCCAGCUGGGAGCUCACCGCGCUCCCUCCAUCAUUGGGCUGGUGAACGGCAGGGUGACCUUCUUCCAUCAGGCUGUGGUACGGGAGCACCUGCGACAGUUCAUUGAAGACCUGCUGCCCCAGAAACUGGUGGAAAAGAUCACAGAUAACAACUACUUGGCUUUCCUGGAUAGCUGGCGUGCGGAAAACAAGCCCAGUGUUCUCUUGUUUGACCAAGUCCCUGUCAUUCCCUUCCUCUAUAAAUUAACAGCAUUUGCCUUCAGAAACUAUGUGCGUUUUGGCUACGUGGACCAGGGGGACACGCGCAACACUCGGCUACUGCGGCAGUUCAACAUUAACACAUACGCCCCCACCAUGCUGCUGUUCAAGGAGGACACAGAAAAGCCAGUUGACAUCAUCCAGGCCAGAGGGAUGAAGCGACAGAUCAUGGAUGAGUUCGUCUCCAACAACAAGUUCCUGCAGGUGCCACGGCUGGUCAACCAGCAGCUUUUUGAUGAGCUGUGCCCUGUCAAGCAGUUCCACCGACGGAGGAAGUACUGUGUGCUGCUGAUCACUGGGGAGGACCAAGCCUUUCUCCCAGGCAAUAAGGCCUUCCUGGACUUUGCAUCGGUUAACAAAAAAGACGUGCUGCGGUUUGCAUACGUCUACCAGCGUCAGCAGCAGCCUCUCUGUCAGGCACUUCUCCACAAUCAGGCUGCACUCUCACCUCAGGUGGUGAUUCUCGAGAGGCGGAGCCAUGCUGGUAAGGUCUUAUACCGCUCUGUGAGUGGCGGCUGGAACGGCAGUGAAGAAGAUAAGUACCGUCUCCAUGAACAGCUGGAGCUCCUUCAGAAAGACCCCACCUAUCUGACUUCAGACGCAACCCUGCCAGAACUCAACAACGAGAUGGCCCCCAUUUUUAUUAUUCAGUGGAUGAAUGCCGCCUAUGAUUACAUCCUGCAAAUAUAUGAUGACCUUCUCUACUCCAACUGGCGAGAGAUGAUGCCCAUCCUGUCGUUGAUCUUCUCAGCCCUCUUCAUUCUGUUUGGCACCGUCAUCAUUCAGGCCUUCAGUGAGCCAGGUGAGAGCAAACCCCGCAAACCAAAGCCAAAGGAGCCGCCACAGCCUGAGGACGAUGCAUCAAGCAGAGCCAGUACUUCCAGCCGCCCUCCAAAGAAGGACUUUGUGGAAGUGACGGAGCUGACAGACAUCACUUACAUCAGCAACCUGGUCAAGCUGAGGCCUGGUCACAUCAACGUCGUACUGGUGCUCACUAACGCCUCCAAGAAUGCCCUGCUCAGGAAAUUUGCCAAGGAGGUUUUUUCUUUCUCUGGGACUCAGACACUCCACUUCUCCUUCCUCAAUGCUGAUAAGCACCGCCACUGGAUGCCGUCACUCCUUCGCUCAUCCUCUGGGAGCGAGGGCUAUGUGGACGAGGAUGAGGAGUCUCCAGACUACUCAGGCCACGUCCUGGCACUCAACGGCUACAAGAAAUACUUUUGCCUCUUUAGACCCGUCUUCACAGGGGAUGAUCCCAAUGACUCCUCAUCUGAGACCUCAUUCUCCUCUGACAGCAGGAGAAAGUCCCGGUCCAGGUCCAGAUCCAGCUCCCACUCUCGAUCCAGGUCCCACUCCAGGGAGGACGGGCCUGGAAGCAGGAGGGGCUCCAGUAGGGCCACCAGCAUAGAAGUCCACCACAAGCUUGACAGGUUGGGACUGUGGAUGGAGAGGCUGAUGGAGGGCACCCUGCCCAGAUUACAGGUCCCUGCGUGGCCCUCUCUCGAUGAAGCCACUAACUCCUCCGCAGAGAGCUGAGGUCACAAAUGGUGAACGGUAGCGGAUGUGCUUUUUGGUUUUGCCUCCUAAUUAAGUUCUUAAGCAAGAAACCUGCAGGGCAGUGUUGCAGUUUUCGAGUCAUUAUUUAAAUUCUCUUUUGCAGAGGUAGGUUGCCGCACUGAACUGUUGCAAACCUGUUUACAGAAUGUCUUAUUUUACCUGGAGUUGUGUGCUACCACAAACCUUUAAACUGUGCGUAUUGAGGCAAAGAUAAAGUCUGCGCUGCAUGAUGCUGCUUCAUGCCUUCUGUGUAAAGACAGAAGACAGAAAAAGGGAGAGACUAUAUAGUAAAAUAACAAAAGUUGCGGUACAGACAUACACAGUCAAUCUUAACACACACAGCACAGGCGGAGAUGAAGGUGGUGUACCGUCCCUUUUUAUCACUCAUUAACAGCCAAUAAGCAUUAUGGUACAGACGUUAGCUGCAGCUAGCUGUGUGUGUUAUAGAUUAACUCCAGUUUCUUUUUAACUGUACAUUCAUUAGGUGACGUGAGGUCAUACAGCUCAGAGAAAGCGCAGUUGUUUUGCUCUACCCAAGUAUGAACCACCAAGAGCCUCUAACAUUAGCUUUGACCUGGAACUGAUCUUUACCACUGGCAGCCCUCUAUCAUCCCUCUGUCAUGAGUUUUUACUUUUGGCCGUAUGUGGAAAAAGGUUAUUACAAAAAAGGCUUGAAAACUGAGCCUGAUGCACUGACUUUAUAGAUAAAUUAUUAUUAUUAUUGUUAUUAUUUAACUUUUAGGACCCUUCAGGUGAACGUAAUGUUUGACCUUUGUUUGCUGUUAUAGAUAUGACACAACUUUUUUGAUUCCAGGCAUUAAGACAUAGACAAUUUCACAGCAUUUUAGGCAGCAAUAAUCAGCAUAGUCACAUAACAACAUUAACAUUUCGCAAUGUUUUUUAAAUGAUUAACGAUUGAACAGGAUCAUCACCAGGAUCAUUAUGUUUUCCUGUUCAGACAAAGUUGCCAUUUCUUGCUGCUGUUUUCUUUAGGGGUUUAACAUUAACUAUGCUACCAGCCACGUUUGAACUCUGAUAAAGUGAAAUAUCAUUUUGGGUCAGUGGCACCCAAAGUUUUUCCGUCUGCCUUUUUUGUUUUUAUAUUUACUGUUUAUCCAGGGCUGGUUUUGCUUAUUUAAGUUUUGUCAAUUGUCUGAAUCAGGGGGAAAAGAUAAAUCCUACCACAUUAUACUUGCCCUUUUAAAGCCUGUGCCCUUAAACCACUGUAAAUGUCAAUGCAUGGAAUACGUAGACCUAAAAAUCACUAAUAAAUGUUUAGUGAAUUUGCACUGGCAUCAAAAAUG